AAAAAUUAACAUAUAACGUCUCUCCAAAGAUUCACCAUAACCAAAAACAACGAAACCCCAUACCUGUGACUCUCCUCUCUCUCACAAAUCUCACCUCUUUUACCUACUACUGUUUCGUUCUCUGUAAACCCAAGGAGGAUUUGCCGUCAAAAUGCAGAAUCCAUCAAAAACAAUUUCUGGGUUUUUCACGUCUUGCUUAAUUUGUUGAAAAGAUACCUAAUUUUUCUUGUUUUGCAGGUUGUAGCCAUGAAACCUGUAAAACCCAUACUUUGAUUUCAUGAGGAAAUGUGAGGGAAAAAAAGAAGCAGAACUCUUUUUCGUCACAUAAUGGUGGCUGCUAUUUCUCAAGCAGCUACUUCUACUAAUAAAACCCCUAAUCUAACUAGACCUCCAUUGUUACCUUCAGAGAAAGAGCAAAAUAACAAUGGGGGUCGUGUUCAAACGAGAAAACCCAGAGGAAAACAAGUCCCUUCUCGAUAUCUUUCUCCUUCUCCUUCCUCUUCUACAACAACAACAACAACUACUACUACCAGUACAAGUUCUUCCUCAUCAUCAUCUUCGUUUGCUAAGAGAUUUGCUUCACCUUUACUUUCGCGGCCUACUAAUUCUGGGCCUGCAAACACACCGCCUUCUUUUUCGGGUCCUAAAAGAUCUCAAUCUGUGGAUAGGAGGCGGCCAGUGGCAGCGAGGCCACUGACACCGAACCCAGAAGCUAAACAAGGCAAUGCUACUGAAAUGUCUGCUGCAACAAGGAUGUUGAUCACUUCUACAAGGAGUUUAUCAGUGUCUUUUCAAGGGGAAGCUUUUUCACUUCCGAUUAGUAAGGCUAAGGCUGUCACAUCGCCUAAUGUGGGUAGAAAGGCCACGCCAGAAAGGAGGAAAGCGACUCCUGUGAGAGAUCAAGGAGAGAAUUCGAGCCCUUUGGAUCAGCAUAGGUGGCCUGGAAGGAGUAGAGAAGGGAAUUUGUGUUCUAGUGAGAGAAAUCCAUUGUUGUCCAGGAGUUUUGAUUGUAGUAGUGCAGAUAAGAGGACUAUGGGAUCUGGGUUAUUGAUGGUUAAGUCAUUGCAACAAUCUAUGUUAGUUGAUGAGAGGAGGUUGAGCUUGGAUUUAACCAAUGCUAAGCAAAACCCAGAUGCUAAUUCGGUAAAUGAGUCUUCCGUUACUGGUGAUCUCACUGCAUCUGAUAGCGAUAGCGUUUCCUCUGGUAGCACUUCAGGAUUGCAUGAAUUUGGUGGUGGGAUUUCGAAAGGAAAAGGUGGGCCUCGUGGCAUUGCUGUUUCUGCAAGGUUUUGGCAAGAAACUAAUAGUAGGUUGAGGCGGUUGCAGGAUCCGGGUUCAACAUUAUCUAAUAGUCCUAGUUCAAGAACGAGCAUUUCAUCGAAGAGUAUUCAAUCAAAAAGAUUUAGUAGUGAUGGUCCUUUGGCAUCUCCUAAAACAAUUGCUUCACCUAUUAGGGGAGCCGCUAGGCCUGCUUCACCUAGUAAGCUUUGGACACCUUCAACUUGCUCUCCAUCAAGAGGGAUUUCUAGUCCUUCGCGAGUGAGGCCGACGAGUCAUUCGGGUAGCAUGCCUUCAAUUCUUAGUUUCUCUGUUGAUUUAAGGAGAGGGAAGAUGGGGGAGGAUCGAAUUGUUGAUGCACAUAUGUUGAGGCUUCUGUAUAACCGUUACUUGCAAUGGCGGUUUGUAAAUGCAAGGGCAGAUGCUACCUUCAUGGUGCAGAGACUAAGUGCAGAGAAAAUUUUGUGGAAUGCAUGGGUAACAAUCUCAGAACUACGGCAUUCUGUCAUUCUUAAAAGAAUCAAGUUACUGUUGCUGAGACAAAAGUUGAAGCUAACUUCUAUCCUCAAGGGACAAAUUGCAUAUUUAGAGGAAUGGUCUUUUCUGGAUAGAGAUCACUUGACCUCUUUGGAAGGAGCAACUGAAGCUUUGAAAGCCAGUACUCUUCGUCUUCCAAUUGUUGGAAAAGCAAUAGCUGAUGUUCAGAAUCUGAAGGAUGCCGUUAGUUCAGCGGUUGAUGUGAUGCAAGCAAUGGCUUCCUCUGUAUGCUUGCUAUCAUCAAAGGUGGAGGAAAUCAAUUCUUUGAUGGCUGAACUUGUGAAUGUGACUGCGAAAGAAAAAUUUUUGCUUGAACAAUGUAAAGAUUUCUUGUCCGCAUUAGCAGGCAUGCAGGUUAAGGACUGUAGUAUGAGAACGCACAUAAUACAACUAAAUCGUUUACCGACUACCAGCAACCUGACAACACGGUGGAGGUGCAGUGGAGGUAAUAAACAUUCAUUGAAAUAGCUAGUUUUGGCUUCUUCACCUUCUGGCAUUUUUUGAACCAGUUGUGGUCUUUGCAUUGUCAUGUGUUACAUAUAUCUUUUGUAUCCGAAGAUGACAGAAAGGAUUUUCUUCCUACUAAUCAGCUGUAUACAAGGUACAAAUUCUACCGGCUUUUGAGGCCAAAGGAAAGUAAUGUAUAUGUAUAUAUAUAUAUAUGUAACGUUCACGGCUCAUAUGAUCACUGAUCAUUAUUUAGUUUCUUGCCUCACUUGAUUAUUUUUACAUUCUGAACAUGCUCUUGGCUUGCUUGGUUGGUUGGUUGUGACAAGCUUUAGUGCCAUUGUUUCCAAGUACAUUUAACUAAGCUUUAGUGUCAAAUGAGUACACGAAACAGAAACAGAAACAGAAGUAAGCUUUCUUAACAUUGUUGUGUAUAAGCAUUCAUAGCUUGUGUAUGAAUGGAUGCGUUCAUUUGGUUGA
Molecule: messenger RNA, 2742 nt
Organism: Jatropha curcas
Lineage: Eukaryota; Viridiplantae; Streptophyta; Magnoliopsida; Malpighiales; Euphorbiaceae
Gene: QWRF2
Product: QWRF motif protein (DUF566)
Biological process (GO): spindle assembly
Cellular component (GO): nuclear microtubule; cytoplasm
Molecular function (GO): microtubule binding
Source: RefSeq, a predicted model, not a curated record